AUGAAUGGAAAUAAGUGCAGAUAUCUUCCUGUUAUUAUACAGAUGGAGAAUGAGUUAGAUUCAGCUCGUUCUGAAAUCGAACUCCUUAGGAGUCAGAUGACAAAUGAGAGAAUCUCCAUGCAGAAUCUAGAAACUUUGCUGGUGGCCAAUCGAGACAAAGAAUAUCAGUCUCAAAUAGCGCUGCAAGAAAAAGAAUCUGAAAUUCAGCUUCUUAAAGAACACCUUUGUUUGGCAGAAAAUAAAAUGGCCAUCCAGAGUAGAGAUGUGGCCCAGUUCAGAAAUGUAGUAACACAACUGGAGGCUGAUUUGGAUAUUACCAAAAGACAACUAGGGACUGAGCGUUUUGAAAGGGAGAGAGCUGUUCAAGAACUUCGUCGCCAAAAUUAUUCAAGUACUGCAUAUCAUAUGAGUACAACAAUAAAGCCAAAUACCAAAUGUCAUUCGCCAGACCGUACUCACCAUCGAUCUCCUGACCGGGGCCUCGAUCGAUCAUUGGAAGAGAAUCUUUGCUAUAGAGAUUUCUGACAUGAAGAUUCUUCACUUUCUUGGGAAAGCUCAAAAUUACAAAAAAAAUUUUUUUUUUUUUUUGCUAUAUGAUUGCAUUUAUCUUUUGAAUGCUUGACAAUGUUGAAUGUAUUUAUUAACUUUGUGCCUCUGAAUCUCUGUUGUCAUGUGCCAUAUCGCUUGAUCUGAGAUGACUUAUAGAAACAAAAAUGUGUAUGGCUCUUUCUAUCCAUACAGUAAUAGUGAGUAUAAAAUCUGCUUACUUCACUAUGAAACACUGUUAUGUUAACUAUCCGGAGUAAAUAAAGAAGCUUAUAAAAAGAGGGAAAAGUGUUUUUACAAAACUGAUUUCCUUUCCUUUCUUAGUAUCUCAAAAUAAUUGGUUGGUUAACUUUUUUCUUUGUGAUUUAUGCUUUUAUGGCUAGAGAAGUUGUGCCAAUGUAGGCAUGGUUUACCGAUACUGGCCUAGGUCUAUAUAUUUCAUUUUGGAACCAACCUAACAUAAAUUCCAUGCCAUAUUUGACUUCAGUUCAGCAGAAAGUAGGAGUGUGUCAGGGUUUUUAAAUCCAUACUAAUGUAGACUCAAAGAUGAAUUAACAUACAUUUUUGACAAUUGUGUUUACUGCUGUUUUUAGGAAGGUAGGUAAUGCUCUUUCGGUCAAGAAUGUAAGAUUUAAAAAUCUGUAUUUUUAAUAAGUAUUCUUUAAAAAAAUUAAAGUACUGAAAUCAACCUAAUUGACAUUUAUUUUUAUUUUAUUUUAUUUUGGUGUGUGGCAACUCUGUAAUCUAGAAUAACAAGGUCACUGAUGUUUCCUCUCCCGUCCCUAAAUUCUCCUAAAUCUUUUACCUUAAUCUGUCCAUAGGCUUUGACUGAAUGUUGGUAUUGGAGCCUGAACACCACUGUAAUUUGCUGAUAUAAGCUAUUUGUAUUCUUUGUUAUUUUAAUAAAAAAUAAGUCCUGGCAUUAAUAG
Chrysochloris asiatica (Cape golden mole) is the source of this 1475-nucleotide messenger RNA. Its product is annotated as testis-specific gene 10 protein-like. NCBI's taxonomy places the organism in Eukaryota, Metazoa, Chordata, Mammalia, Afrosoricida, Chrysochloridae. The record is from RefSeq and is a predicted model, not a curated record. The transcript has 4 exons. Bases 1 to 525 code for a protein of 174 amino acids.